AUGUCCUGGCAAGCCUAUGUUGACACGAGCCUUGUUGGCACCGGCCACCUCGACAAGGGCGCCAUCAUCAGCGCCGCUGGUGACAGCACCUGGGCUGCGACUUCCGGCUUCACGCUGAGCCCCGAGGAGAUGAAGUUCAUCGCCGCCGUCGUCGCCGAGAACGGCUCGGGCCCCAACGUCAACAAGGUUUUCGCCGAGGGUAUCCACGUUGGCGGUCAGCGCUACGUUGCCUUCAACAUUGAGGGCCGUCACAUCUACGGUCGUCAGGGCAAGACUGGUGUCAUCAUCGUCAAGACGACACAGGCCAUCCUCGUCGCCCACUACGGCGAGAACAACACUGCCGGCAACUCGACACAGACCGUUGAGGCGCUCGCCGACUACCUCAUCAAGUCCGGAUACUAA
Messenger RNA from Sordaria macrospora k-hell, 402 nucleotides. RefSeq lists its product as uncharacterized. Gene Ontology annotation, molecular function: actin monomer binding. Lineage: Eukaryota; Fungi; Ascomycota; Sordariomycetes; Sordariales; Sordariaceae. Gene Ontology annotation, cellular component: cell cortex. The record is from RefSeq and is a predicted model, not a curated record.